AUGGCUCCCAUCGAACGCAUCACCCUCUUCAAGAUCCCCAACGAAGCGGACCGAGACCGCGUCUUGGAGCAGUACAAGGUGCUUGCGAAGACGGCUGUUAAAGACGGAAAACCCUACAUCACCUCCGCAGCCGUCGGAGUCUCCUUCCCGGACGUCCGCAACAAGGGGUACAACAUCUCCGUGAAGACGACGUUCGCGUCGAUGGAGGAUAUGAAGUUCUACGAUGAGGAGUGCGAGGCGCAUAAGGAUUUGAAGAAGAUUGCGGGGCCGGUUAAGGAGGAUGUUUUGACGACUUUUUAUGAGAGUAUUUUGUAA
Molecule: messenger RNA, 315 nt
Organism: Aspergillus campestris IBT 28561
Lineage: Eukaryota; Fungi; Ascomycota; Eurotiomycetes; Eurotiales; Aspergillaceae
Product: Dabb family protein
Exons: 2
Coding region: 1-315 (104 amino acids)
Source: RefSeq, a predicted model, not a curated record